GUAACAAUUGCUCGUUCCCUUCGACUCGAAAUCUUUCGUCCCGGUUGCAUCGUUAAUGGUCCCAUCGGGCUCCAGGAGGACUCGUUAAAGCCAGCCGCCGGGAAACGCGCGGCAGCCUCCGAGGAAGAGACUCGUUUAGCCGCGUAAUCACCGGAGGCGGAUUAAUUCGCCGACAUCGAGGAGCUGUGCAAGCUCGCGAGGCUCGGCCGUGCAACGAGAGGAAAACGAGAGGCAAGAAAUCAAGGGAACCUUUUGUGCUUAACGACGGCCAGAGCCCGGCGGAGUCCUUGGGUAAAUUUGCCGACUCGUCCGCUAACUAAGGACGUCCCAACUGACGAUUUCAGCUCGGCUAUCCGACUAGAAAAGAGGUCGCGCGGUGGUUGUUCCGCGCCGUGCGCGAGAUCAAGUUCCGUUGGUUCUUUGCCCGGUCAUGUUGUAUCGUCGUGGCUCGCUCAGGAUCGAAAUCGAAUUAACGCGACCGAGGAAUUGAAACGGGACGAUCCGAAACAGUUUGGAGUCGUUGGAUGUUUCUCGGAGAUCGAAAAUUGGUUCGUCCGAGGCUAUGGAGAGCGAACCUAACGAGCGACAGGAAGCAGAAGAAACUAAAGAGGCCGAUGAGGUUGCAGAAGAGGUCAAGGAAGAUAUCGAAGAGAAGACAACGAAAGCAGGAACUUCAGACGAAACCGCAGAGGGGAAGCCGUUGAAGCAGGAUGAAUCGGUGCAGUCAUCGAUAGACGAAGAAUGCCCGUCUCAAGGGUGGGACGAACACGCGAAAGAAAGAUUCGACACGGCCGUCUUCACUUUGGGCACGUGCGCUGCGGUUUUCGCUGUCUACAUUUACAUCGUGUACAGUUUGAGCAGUCCACCGACCGUGUUGCAUCGAGUCUAACAGCGGUUCCCUAAUCAAACGAUCGAAAGACCGUGCAAGUCGAACGCCGGAGUCGACUGUUUGCGACAGCUGUGUACAAAAGCAGUGUAUCCGAAACGUAAAAUAUACCGAGCAGAAGAUGAAUAUCAGCGGAAUGUUUUCUUUAACGCACAGACUCACUGACAGACAGACUUUAACAAGUCCUUCGAGGAACAAAUCAUAUAUUUUACGUAUUUAUAUAUUUAAUUACAAAUUAUAUACGAUAUUUUGGAAUUUCAUUGGCAUUUCAACGCGACUUAACUAUCAUUGUCACCUUAAUAAUAGUUGAAACGAACCUGAAAACGUAUGUAGAAAUUUCCAGACAUUACUCGAUAUUGCAAGGAUACUCGAUAUCGCAACGAUCGUCAGGAUAUUGGCAAGAUCAAUUAUCGACUAUAUUAAUAAAUCCCAAUAUUUAGUCGGGCCAUUCUUAGCGCUAGCUGUGUCUUCGCGUUGCAUACUAAUUUCGACAAUGACGUUGAACGUACGUCUUGCAACUUCUUCGUAGACUCUCGGGUCGAUCUGGAAUUUCGCUAUUGCAAUUAGGAUAGUUGUAUCUUCGUUACACAGCUAACCAAGUUGCACAAAGUUUCGUUCGAUGCGCGUAAUAUAUUCAUGAAAAAAUGUUAAGAUACUCGAGAACCAUUAUCGUGAUUGUAUUGAUAAAGUUUGAAAAGGAUCCGAGGGUGUAUGCACGUAGAGACGAGGAAAUAUCUAUUGGGAACUAUUUCGCCAACACCAUCAAUUUGAAAGAUCCAUUAUUCGCGACAUCGUUAAGCCAGAAUAUUCAGCGUGAUCGUGUAUAACGCUAAUUUUACGUUGCAGACUACUCUGUUAACGCUGUAUGCUAAUUUUUCACCGAAUUUAUGUUGCCAACGAAUAUCUUGCAGCUUUUAUAUACAUCUUUGGCUUAGUUUCGAAAUUUACCAGCGGAAUCAGGAUAAUCCUGCCUCGUUACGGUAUUAACGAAGUUUCAAAAAGUUUGGUACAAUGUGCAUAGUAUGUUCAUAAAAAAAAAAUUCUAUAUUAAAGUGUUUGAGUGCUUUGGCGAGUCACUGUACUUUCAUAAAUAAUCGGGCUGGGUGAAACGACGGCGUAGAAAAGUUUCCUCGUUUCCCGCUGAACGGUGAAAAGUUCUAUCAAGUCAGUUACCCAACCAGUCGACUUGUUCUGUUGUAGAUUAAUUAAUUUCUACCGCGUCGCGUGAUUCAAUUAACAGAGCUAAUUGGAUUUCAUCGUUGGAUCGACGCUCGCGUCAAACGGAAUAUCGAUAGAAUUUAAAAAGUGCUGAUAACGUCGGAGAAACGUAUCACCGCGCGCUGUCUCGCAAAUGUAUUUGGACACCUGUCACGGAUAACUUUCUUUUUUUUCCCCCCCAAAUCUGUCACUAAUUAUAAGAGAAGAAGGGGCCAUGUUGCACGAGUUUUCGAUUGUUAACGGAAAGAAAAUUGGGCAUAAUUUGCCAGCGAUGAGUUUUUACCGUCGCAUUUCUUUUUAACGAGUAUUACUUUGCAAUACCUUUGAAAGUUCCAUCUGAAAAUGUUCCAUUUGCAGUCAAUUAAAAUGUUGAUGAAGCGUCUCUUAUCGAAUGAAACGACACGACGUACCUAUUAUUUGAAAUAGAAGGCGCGCGCGAAAUAGAGAACAGAUGGAACAUGACACGACGUAGCAAAAAGACGUAUCGUAAAAACGAUGGAACAAUCAACGAAAUGUUGAUUCUGAUAGCCCGUAAAAAUGAAUUGCCAUUUCGAUUGAAAAUCCUUCUAAUUAACCACAUUGAAACAUGUCGUUCCUUCGCAAAAAUAAUGCGUCGACGUUAACGGUACAAGAAUAUGUGAUCGAAGUCAGUGCUUCGGUUUUAUAUUACAACGCGUAUUUUCUUCGACUGGAAACCCGGUUCGAUCGAUUUUCCGACGACCGGUCGAUUGAACGGUACUUGCAAAUUUAAACGGUGAUUUCUGUCUGCGUGUAUUUCUCUGGAACGUAACAUCAAAUUUCGAGAAUUUCCACCGCAAACUCAACGCGUCCAAGUUUGACGUACAUCCCGCUACCAUUGACUCGGAUUAAUUAAAUUUCUGGAUUCCUUUGACGGAGAAUGAUGACCUUUCGCCUUCUCACGCUCGGUAAUGUACACUCAAACCUGUCUGGGGUUGUCCGCAAAAUUGCCAUAAGUUACUGCGCCCCUUAAAUACCCAGCGAUCUCAGAAAUUAGACGGAGCACGUGAAGUACAACGCGUAUAUACCUUCGUUCUAUAACGUCUCUCUGUAAGAGAUACGCAAAUCUCGAAGGUUUCGUGAUUUCGAGACACGCGAGAGCGAGGAGCCUGCCUUGUCCGAACUAAUAAGAGGGCGGCAUAAUUAUUCGGAUAAUGGAAUAUCGCGCAUAACAGAAGAGUCGCCAGACAGAGCGGAAUUUUUAUGCAUUUAUGAGAAA
Bombus impatiens (common eastern bumble bee) is the source of this 3341-nucleotide messenger RNA. RefSeq lists its product as uncharacterized. The transcript is spliced from 4 exons. The record is from RefSeq and is a predicted model, not a curated record. Lineage: Eukaryota; Metazoa; Arthropoda; Insecta; Hymenoptera; Apidae. The coding region runs from base 563 to 889 and encodes 108 amino acids.